AUGAGAUGUGCUGCUAUGGGGUGUGAGUGGAGAUUGCAUGCUUCUAAGCUAGCUGAUGGGGUGUCUUGGGCUAUUAAGAGUAUUACCAACUCUGAGCACACAUGCAGUGGGUUAGAUGUAAAAAACUCAAUGGUGAGUUGUGCAUGGGCUGUGAGGGUGCUUCUUGAAGAUGUGAGAGCAAACAAUGACAUUACUGCAAAGUCAUUGAACACUCUUCUUUUUCAAAGGUUUGGUGUGCAAAUGGCAACAAGCACACUGUAUAGAGUGAGGCAACAUGCUUUGUCUCAGAUUCAUGGGUCACAUGAUGAGUCAUAUGCCCAUCUGCCAAAGUAUUGUGAAGUCAUAAAGCUGACAAACCCUAGAUCAGCUGCUUUUGCUGCAUGGAAAGAAUUAGCAGACCAACCUGAGAGGCCUUUAGUGUUCAAAAGUAUCUUCAUCAGUUUUAGUGGUGUACUUAAUGGGUUAAGGGGUUGUAGGGGCUUGAUAGGGGUUGAUGGGGCACAUCUCAAAGGAAAUUAUGGUGGUGUCUUGCUCUCUAUUGCACUGGAUGGGAACAAUGAGAUAUUCCCAUUUGCUUGGGGAAUAGUCACUGCUGAAGAUGAUACCACACUAACAUCAUGUAAGUGUCAAAUGCAAGGUAUUGAUAUUGCAUUGACUGAUGUAUGGCCAGAAGUUGACAGAAGGUAUUGCUGCAAGCACCUUGCAGUCAAUUGGAAGAAGUCAUUUCCAGGGCCUUUGUUGUUCUCUUUGUUUUGGAGAGCAUGUAAUGCUAACUCAGAGUUCACUUUCAAGAAGGCUAUGGAUCAAUUAGGCAAAGUUAAUCCAGCUGGCAGGGUUUGGCUUUCUAAAUUAGGAGAUCAAAAGAGGUGGAGUAAACACAAGUUCAACACUGAACUGAAGUGUGAUGUCAAUGUCACCAAUUUUGUUGAAAGCUUCAAUUCCACACUAGGAAUGGACAAGAGCAGACCAGUUCUGACAUUACUUGAAAGUGUUAGAAGGAACACUAUGGUUAGAAUGGCAAAAAGGAGGCAGGUUUGUGAGACAUGGAAGAGGCAAGACAUAUGCCCACACAUUAUAAAGAGGAUACAUCAGCUUGUUCAUGAGAGUAGGACUUGCAUUGCAUACAUGAGUGCUGAAGGAGAGUAUGAGGUUCAAGAUGGCAAACAUGGUAUAAGAGCCAUCAUUAAAGCAAGGUUGGACCCCCACUCCUUUGUCAGUGACUGGUAUUCAGUCACCAAGUACAAGGAAGCUUACAGCUGUGGGAUUAAAUCCAUACCAGAUGUUGAACAAUGGCCACCCAUAGACAUGCCUCACAUUAAUCCACCACCCAUGAAAAGGGGCAUAGGGAGGCCUUCUAGAGAGAGGAAGAGAGCAGAUGAUGAAGAAAAGAAGGGGAAAAGGGCUAAGACAGUUAGGUGCAACAACUGUAAAGCUUUUGGCCACAAUGCAGCUACUUGCAAAGGAGGUAUGACAGCUAAGAAAAAGGCAAGCUAUGGUAAAAAGGGUAAGAAGAAGCAACAACCACUACCAUCCUCUCAACCCAGCAUUAGGGACAAGAUCAAGAUCAAGAUCUACUGCAGCAGUUGCUACAUCACAGCCUUAAGCUUAACUUUUUUAUUUUUAUGA
This is a messenger RNA of Chenopodium quinoa (quinoa), 1626 nucleotides long. RefSeq lists its product as uncharacterized. The transcript has 4 exons. Lineage: Eukaryota; Viridiplantae; Streptophyta; Magnoliopsida; Caryophyllales; Amaranthaceae. The record is from RefSeq and is a predicted model, not a curated record. The coding region runs from base 1 to 1626 and encodes 541 amino acids.